Rhododendron vialii is the source of this 1978-nucleotide messenger RNA. RefSeq names its product berberine bridge enzyme-like 4. NCBI's taxonomy places the organism in Eukaryota, Viridiplantae, Streptophyta, Magnoliopsida, Ericales, Ericaceae. Gene Ontology annotation, molecular function: FAD binding; oxidoreductase activity. Bases 287 to 1819 code for a protein of 510 amino acids. The transcript has a single exon. The record is from RefSeq and is a predicted model, not a curated record.
AUAUAUAACUAUAAAAGAGGGUCAAUGAAGUCAAUCUGGUCUUAAAUAUAGAAGGGGUGUAAGGGAAAAUGGUCAAGUUGUACAGUUGAAUUGAUCAGGCAAGAAUUUGAAGUUUUUCCUAACAAUUUGGAAGAACGGUUGGAUUGUACAGCUGAAUCUUGGAAUUGUUUCCCAAAAUAACUGCACAAUCAAAAUUAGCAUCCUUCAUUCCCCCCUACAAAUAGGCCAUGAAAAUUCACAAAACCUCACAACCUUGUGAAUUCUGAUAAGAAACAAGAACCAAAGCAUGAAGCCUUCAAGCAUUGCAAUCCUUUCAACCCUUUUGUUGUUGAUUACAUUGGCAAAUUCAGAACCCUCCAAAGACGCCUUCAUCCAAUGCCUCAAAAACCAGGCCAAUAUGUCUCCGAAACCAAUCUCGGAAGCAAUAUUCACCGCCGAAAGCCCACUAUUCAUGCCUACUUUAUUUGCCUAUUUCCGAAAUUCAAGAUUUAACAGAACCACAAACCGAAUCCCAAAUGCCAUUAUUACUGCCACACAUGAAACCCAUGUCCAAGCAACCGUGAUAUGUGCCAAAUAUCACAGCCUACUCCUUAGAAUCCGAAGCGGGGGCCACGAUUAUGAAGGCCUUUCUUAUGUGUCAAACGAACCAUUUGUUAUCCUUGACAUGUUUAGCCUCCGAUCCAUUGAUAUCAACAUACAAGCCGAAACUGCAUGGGUACAAGCGGGUGCAACACUUGGCGAACUCUAUUACAGCAUUUCCCAAAAAAGUAAGUUGCACGCCUUUCCAGGCGGCGUGUGCUCUUCUGUAGCCACAGGUGGGCAUUUCAUUGGCGCUGGGUACGGAAACUUGUUGAGAAAGUACGGAUUAACCGUUGAUAACAUAAUCGAUGCCAAAAUAGUCAAUGUUAAUGGAAAAAUCCUCGAUAGAAAAUCCAUGGGAGAAGAUGUUUUCUGGGCCAUUAGAGGCGGUGGAGCGAGUUUUGGUGUCAUUCUCUCUUGGAACCUCAAAUUGGUUUCAAUUCCUGAAGUCGUCACAUUCUUUAAGGUCGAUAGAGCCCUUGAGGAAGGAGCAGUAGAUCUAGUUCAUAUAUGGCAAGAGGUUGCGAAUAAACUACCCGAAGACAUUUUCAUAAGACUUAAGUUACAGCAUUUUCAUAAAUUUAUGGUUAGAUUCGUUGCUUUGUACCUAGGGAAAACCGACACACUUCUCCCAAUGAUGAAUCAGCGAUUUCCUGAAUUGGGUUUGAAGCAAAAGGACUGCAUUGAAACGAGUUGGGUUGAAACUACCCUUCUCUGGCAAGACAUGGACCCAAAACAGACUGACUUCUUACUUGACAGAAAGACCACUUCAACUUUUGGUCCUUCUCCCUUUAAGGUGAAAUCGGACUACGUGAAAACAUCAAUUGCGAAACCAGCAUUGGAAGAAUUAUGGAAGAAGGCAGACAACACACCGGGAUUGGUAAUGGAAUGGAAUCCAUAUGGAGGGAAAAUGAGUCAGAUUCCGGAGUCGGAGACACCAUUCCCUCAUAGGGCCGGGUACAAGUUCAAAAUCCAGUACUGGUAUUUUUCUAACGACACGUUAGAGCCACUGCAAAAGGUCUAUGACUUUAUGGCACCAUAUGCAUCGCAGUCACCACGAGAGGCGUUUCUGAACUACAGAGACCUUGAUGUUGGAAAGAAUGGAAACGGUGAGGAUCCAAAUGUUUUUGGGGCUAAGUAUUUCAAGGGGAAUUUCGAGAGGUUGAGAAAGGUGAAGACGAAGUUUGAUCCGGGUAAUUUCUUUAGGAAUGAACAAAGCAUUCCACCUCUUUCUGCUUAGAGGAAUCAUUGAACUUGUAAUAAGUUUGUCUUAAACCUUUUGUUUAUCAUGUUGUGGUGUUGGUUAAUGGAAUCUUAUCAGCCAAGUGACUAAAUGUUCUAUGUCGGUACGUACUUGUUUCUGUUGGGUACAUUAUUACUCCUAUAAGAGGCAACAAUU